Messenger RNA from Aureobasidium namibiae CBS 147.97, 3534 nucleotides. RefSeq lists its product as uncharacterized. NCBI's taxonomy places the organism in Eukaryota, Fungi, Ascomycota, Dothideomycetes, Dothideales, Saccotheciaceae. Bases 1 to 3534 code for a protein of 1177 amino acids. The transcript has 7 exons. Gene Ontology annotation, molecular function: protein binding. The record is from RefSeq and is a predicted model, not a curated record.
AUGUCAGCCCCGCCCUUCAAGGUCAAGGCCGUCUAUGAAUACGCAAGCCCCCACGAAGACGACCUCCCCUUCCCCGAGGGCCAGAUCAUCACCGUCGUGGCUCUCGAAGACGCAGACUGGUACGAAGGCGAAUACACCGACGCUUCAGGUGCCAAGCACUCGGGCUUGUUCCCCAAGAACUUUGUCGAGCGUUACGAGCCAGAGGUUCCCUCACGACCGGCCAGACGCCCAGCCCAAGACGUCCGCUCUCCACCACCGCAAGCUCCUGUCCCCGAACCUGGCCCUGAUGACGACGAUAGCUUCUCCGAGCCACCUCCAGUGCCUGUCCAGUCCAAGUCGGUCAUUGAGCCCGAAGCCGCUCCAGUCCCGCUUCCACCUCGCGACCUGUCCCCUCCUCCACCCACCGUCAGAUCACCACCUCCCCAGGCGGAGCCAUCGGCUCCAGCUCCCUCAGAACCCGCCAAGUCGGAACCUGUCAAGGCAGAGCCCUUUAAGAAAGAGCCCCCGCCAGUGAGCACCAAGCCCAGAGCUGCUCCCGUUGCUCCCUUCAAGCCCGCCGCUCCCACGUUUGUCAAGAAGCCAUUCGUCGCUCCUCCCCCGAGCAAGAAUGCAUACAUUCCUCCACCCAAGGCUGAGCCGGUUCAAAAGGUCUAUCGCAGAGAGGAAGAUCCCGACAUUCAGAAAGAGCAAGCCCAAGCAGAGGAGAAUGCCGCAAAGGCCGGUCUCUUGCCCUCGGAACAUCCGCAGUCGCCUACUGGUGACGAAGAAGAGGACCAGCCCAAGCCUCAGAGUCUGAAGGAGAGAAUUGCCAUGCUGCAGAAACAGCAGAUGGAGCAAGCAGCAAGAAAGGCAGAUGUCAGCGAGAAGCCCAAGCCAAAAAAGCCCGUCAAGAAGAACACAGACGAGUCAACAGCAUCUGUUGUACCUCCGCCCGUUCCUCAAGCACCCGUCGCGGCUGCUGAAGAGGACGAAGACGAAGUGGAAGCCGAACAGCACGAACGCCAAGUGCGCCAAUCACUCGACCAGCCUCUUGAGCGUGAACGAACCCGCGGAGCUUCUGCUCCCGGUAUCCCUCGCGAAUCGGCAGUUCCUGUUGUCGGCCAUGAAGCAUACAGCGACGCAAACGAUGCCGACAUGUCUGGAGCUGGAGAAGUCACAGAAGAGAACGAGGUAGACAGCGACUCGACCCAACCCGCCAGAAAAUCCAUGCAAUCUCAGCGAGCACCAGCAGCUCCCGUCCACGAAGCGGACGUUGGUGAUCAACAGGACACAGCCGAGGAUGAUGAGAGCGAAGAGGACGAGAUGGAUGAAGAGACACGGCGCCGCAUGGAGCUGAGAGCGCGCAUGGCCAAGAUGAGUGGUGGAAUGGGCAUGGCGGGCAUGUUUGGAGCUCCUGCUGGCAUGCCUGGCAUGAUGGCUCCUGCUCCCCCAAAGACCAAGAAGAGCAAGGAGACCAAGCCCGAGCACGACGAGGCAGCUUCAGUUGCUGCUCAAGCACCUCGCGUUCCUGUCAUGCCCAUGCCUGGCAUGCAGACAGUGCGCAGCCCUGAAGUCGAAGACAGACAGCUUGCCGUUGAGAAGGAGGCUGAACAUGACACGUCAGUCACAGGCGAGAGAGCGCCUCUGGACGUACCAGAUAUCGAAGAUGUCAAGCCUCAGCCACCACCACACAUUGAGCCCGUACACCGCGUUCCCCCAGUACCUCAAGAGCGUCCUCUAGCAUCGCCAACAAGCGAGCGUGCUCCUCCUCCACCAGCACCCAGCGCUCGUCCUGUGCCUGCCCCACCAGCACCCGAGAGCCGUGCCGUUCCUCCCCCGCCUCCACCAGUGAACACGCAGAUGGACCCCAGCGAAGGUGAAGAGUCUGAUGACGAGCGUUCUUUGGCUCCCACCAGACAGUCAACAGACCUGUCUCGAGGCGUCCCUCCACCCGUUCCCCGACCAGAGGCCAACCGCUCGCCGUCAAUGGGCUCGACAAAGCGGGCUUCGACCUUUGGCAGCCUAGACGCCAUGUCGCCCACUUCUCCUGCCACUCCUGCAUCCGAAAGAAGACAAAGUCGUAUUCCUCCCAUUCCUGGCACUUUGUCAACACCUCCUCAGGCUCGUGCCCCUCCUCCGCCGCCACCCACCGGUGCUCCUCAACUACCUCCCAUCAUUCCCAGCGCUCCUCUUGGCGAGCCUGACCAAGGCGAGAGCGAGUACGAAGGUGACUACGACACAGACAUUGCCUCGAGCGUCAACCACAAGGAUGCCCUCAAGUCGCACACAAGUCACGACGAGGUAGACGUCCCGAUCCCGGCCCCUGCUCCUCGUGCUGUCCCUCCCCCUCCACCAUCUCAACCUCCGCCAGCAAGAACCUCGAUCGAUGCUCCUCGCAUUGCUCCUCCGCCUGUUCCCGUCCACCCGCCUACACAGUAUGAACAGUACGAGGAUGGGGAAGACGACUACCAGGAACCUCCUCGCACUCUUCCAAUCCGUGCUGUGCCUCCACCUCCACCUAGCGCACCAGCUCCUGUUCCUGUCCAGCAUGAAUAUGCGGAUGAAAGCUCCGAUGACAUGUACGGCGCCUCACCCCCUCGUCCGUCAAUGGAUCGCCCGCCUCCGCCACCACCUGUCGACCAGGACCGUGCUGCACCUUUGCCUCCCUCUCAGCCACCGCCGCCUGCUCGUUCGGCGACACAUCAAUCUCGACAGUCUCUCGAUGUCGGACGUCCUUCUAUGAACAUGCGUCGUAGUAUGGAUGUUACCAGACCUCCCCAAGACGGCCACAUUGCCACAGACGUUGAUCUAGCUGAAAGCACUCUUUGGUGGGCACAACCCAACACUCCGCCCCCAUCUUUCCAGAACCGCAGUGAUGUUCUGUUCGAAGUCGAGGAAAACGUGACACAGAGACGUGGCGGUAGAACGGCAAUCACAAAAGACAUUUACGUCCUCUUUAUCGACUACAGCCAGACUGUCAUUACCGUCCGCUACGACGGCCAAAACCCCCAAGAAGCCUCGUUCGAACAACGCCACGAGCCACCACCACCAAGACUCCGUCAAGACCAGCUGGAAACCGCAUGGCAGAAAUACGGCGCCCGCAUCUCUGAGGCGGCGGCUGCGAAGAAGGAUCAUGUUGUCGGCAACGGUAGCCCCAACGCCCUAGUCCUCGAUCUGCUCAGCCCCUUCACCGACGCCCUCAAACCAGUCGGCAGUCGCGCCUACGGCGCCCUCGUCUACGCCAACCUCGCCAACGCCAGCGUCCAACAAUUCGACGAAAUUCGCCCUGGCGACAUCAUCACCUUGCGCAAUGCCAAACUCCAAGGCAAACAUGGAGCUAUGCAUAAAUCAUACGCUGUUGACAUCGGCAUGGGUGCUGGACACGUUGCAGUGGUUGUUGAUUGGGAUGGCACGAAGAAAAAGGUCCGGGCUUGGGAACAAGGGAGGGAGAAGAAUAAAGUCAAGAUGGAGAGUUUCAGAUUGGGGGAUUUGAGGAGUGGAGAGGUGAGGGUUUGGAGGGUUGUUGGGAGGGAGUGGGUGGGUUGGGAUUCGUGA